Messenger RNA from Pararge aegeria (speckled wood butterfly), 2104 nucleotides. Its product is annotated as cytochrome c oxidase assembly protein COX15 homolog. NCBI's taxonomy places the organism in Eukaryota, Metazoa, Arthropoda, Insecta, Lepidoptera, Nymphalidae. The record is from RefSeq and is a predicted model, not a curated record. Gene Ontology annotation, biological process: heme A biosynthetic process. Bases 229 to 1518 code for a protein of 429 amino acids. The transcript has 8 exons. Gene Ontology annotation, molecular function: oxidoreductase activity, acting on NAD(P)H, heme protein as acceptor. Gene Ontology annotation, cellular component: mitochondrial inner membrane.
CUAUGUGCACGUCAAGACUUGACAUAUCACAUCACAUAAGUGUCGAAUUUUGAAGUUUGAUAUCAUUCAUCUUGAUUUGUUUUGAUUUCGUCUGAUUUCGAAUUUCCAUUGGAAAUAAAUUUAAAAAUACGAGAAGACGUAACGUUAUAAAUGAAAUACAAUAUAUAAUAGGAAUACACAAAUACUGGCUAUUCGCUUCCAAAACAUAAUUAAAAAGAUAAAAUAAAAAUGUUGAGCAUACUGCACCUAAGUCGCUGCACGCACACAUUGCGAUCGGUACCAAGCAAGCUGCUGGCGUCCCACACAAGCACACACGGACAACUUGCCUCCAGACAACUCAUCACAUCUACACGAUGUUGUAAGAGCAACGUUGCAAUCAGGAGAGGGUAUAAGUUAAGCAACCUGUUGAAGUCAAAUGGCAUAAUCGCACGGUUCUGCUCGUCGUCCCCACCACCCAAGACUUCGAAGGCAGUCGGUUACUGGUUGCUGGGCUGCAGUGGCAUGGUGGUUGCUGCAGUGGUGCUAGGUGGUGUAACUCGUCUAACAGAGUCAGGUUUGUCGAUGGUGACUUGGAAACUCCUGGGGGAACAGCUCCCUAGAACAGAGGAAGAGUGGCAGACGGAGUUCGCGAGGUAUAAGGAGUUUCCCGAGUAUAAGUACAAGAACUCGAGCAUCACGCUGUCGGAGUUCAAGUGGAUCUGGUGGAUGGAGUACGCGCACCGCACGUGGGGCCGCGCCAUCGGCGCCGCCGUGUUCGUGCCGGCGGCCUUUUUCUGGGCGCGCGGCUUGUUGGACCGCGGCAUGAAGGCGCGCGUGGCGGCCUACUGCGCGCUCGUGGCCGCACAGGGUCUCAUGGGCUGGUACAUGGUCAAGUCGGGCCUCGAGGACCGGUUCCAGGGCCCCAGCGACGUGCCGCGCGUGUCGCAGUACCGCCUGGCCGCGCACCUCAGCCUGGCCUUCAUCCUGUACUCGGGGCUGCUGGCCGGAGCCCUGCGGGUGCUCCGCCCCUUCCCCGCCCGGGCCACCUUCCAGAGCAUUAAAGAGUUGCGCAGCACGACUGCGUUCGCACACACUGUUAAGGCUAUGGCGUUCUUCACUGCUGUGUCGGGCGCCUUCGUGGCCGGCCUGGACGCGGGGCUGGUGUACAACUCGUUCCCCAAGAUGGGCGAGCGCUGGGUGCCGGAAGACAUCCUCGCCUUCUCGCCCGCGCUGCGCAACUUCACCGAGAACCCCACCACCGUGCAGUUCGACCACCGCGUGCUCGGCACCGCCACGCUGCUGGCCGCCAGCGCGCUGUGGCUGGCGGCGCGCGGGAAGCCGCUGUCGCCGGUGGCCAGGCGCGUGGCCAACGGCGUGGGCGCCAUGGCUUGGCUUCAGGUGGGUCUCGGCAUCCUCACGCUGCUCCACUACGUGCCCACCCCGCUGGCCGCCGGCCACCAGUCGGGCUCGCUCGCGCUGCUCACGCUGGCCAUCUGGCUCACGCACGAGAUCAAGCUGCUCAAAUAUAUUCCCAAGUGAUGAUCAUUACGAGUCGAUUGGUAUAUCUUAUCACUUAAGAGUAAACUGUCAAGUACCACCACAGUGCUUUAUAUAUGUAGUGAGUUAAAGUCAACUUCAUUGUAUACUCACUGAGAGUACCGGCUCUUUGUAUACUCAUAGAAAGUAUCGGCGCGCAAGCAAAGCCGUGCCGGCCUACCGCAGGCGUCGCGGACAGGUGAAAGAUCUCCGCACUUUCCACACCGCGCCUAUUAAUUGCCUAGUCAAGCGGCUCAAUUGACUCACUAUGUUAUAGUUUAGCACUAUGCGACACUUGUUUAAACUUAUUUUGCAAUAGCUGUUUAAUAUGCACGCUGUCAUAAUUAAUUCGAUACGGCGAAACAUGGUUUGUAUUGAAAUACCGUUACCAUCAAUUUGACUACAAUUUCAGGCUGUUUUUUAACCAAUAACAAGGAGCCACGAUUAAUGUAGCAUUUAUUAAUUAUUUGUUAUUAUCUUAACUUAAGUAGUCUUUUGUAUUAAGUUUCAGUGUAAUUCCAUUGAAACAGUAUUAAAACAUUGGUGUAGUUUAGUUUAGGUUUAAGCGAAUAAAUGAGGUUGUUACAAA